This is a messenger RNA of Lachancea dasiensis, 1089 nucleotides long. Lineage: Eukaryota; Fungi; Ascomycota; Saccharomycetes; Saccharomycetales; Saccharomycetaceae. The record is from the annotation of a GenBank genome assembly.
AUGCGAGCAACUCCGCCAACCUCUCCAUACGGGCAGGAUCUACAGAAGGCGAGAUACUCGUAUCGUCACGGUGACAUUCCGAAGCAAUCGUUCCACUAUGGACGUGAUGCUGAAAGGCACGCAAUGAACGGCACCGACUUUACAGCUGCCGCGAUGGGCAAAUUCAGCGAGUGUUUGUUCCAGAAGAAACAAGCGCACAAGGUGACGAGGCCACUGUCCUCCAAGAGUGAUUUUUCGUUACAUGUUGAAAAAAAUCCGCGGUUUGAAUCGUCUUCAUCUUUACCGGGCCUGAGUAGCCCCUCCUCCAGCCAUUUAGCUAAAAGCGCGCACUCAGCCGGUGCCAGGCCCAUAAAAUCCCUGCGGUCAGACAGAGAUGAAAGCAAAAGACUUGUGAAUCAAUUUUUAAAUCUUGAAGAAGAGUUCCCGGACAAACAUGAUGUAGAAGCGUUGAACGCUUCCCAGCGAUCCUCCAUCUCUCUCAAUUCCCAGCAUGAGAGUUUAUCGCAACAGAUGUUUUAUGACUUGAAGGACACGACAGCCCUGCGUGAACCUUCUUUGCUUUGUCCUCAGUCGACCAAUGGAUCUCCUCCGACCUUAGCUACUGAGUUAUCGAAGUUUGAUUGCACUAUCAGACACACAUUAGCAAAUCUGCAGGCCAAAGAGUCUGCUAUGGGCCAGACCAUGGCUGAUUUAGAUUGUUUGUAUCGCGAUGUUCUCAAGACUCAAGAAGCAAUGCGGGAGAUUUAUUCACACGUAGCCGAACAUGAAUUACAAACCGUACGAUCUUCGUUCGACAGCGAAAAUGCGAAUUCCUUCAUUGGAAAAUUUACGAAAACUGUUUCUUCUUGCAGCGAGGACCUCGAGGUUUUCGAGAGACAUAUUGGCAAGUGCAAGGUUGAAUUGACUGACCACAAGGCCACGGUGCACAAGCUAGAGACAACUAUUAAACUUAACGAAAUGCUUCGCGAUAGUCAAAGUAGCAUGCGUCUUUUAGACCGUCUACGGGAGUACAAAGGCAUAAUCGUGGACUUUUUGGCAUUGGUUCUACUUCUUGCAUCGGUGUUUACUCUACGACAUGUUUUCACUUGA